Messenger RNA from Pseudomyrmex gracilis, 1195 nucleotides. RefSeq names its product nuclear protein 1. Gene Ontology annotation, cellular component: nucleus. The record is from RefSeq and is a predicted model, not a curated record. Gene Ontology annotation, biological process: negative regulation of cell cycle; negative regulation of cell population proliferation; regulation of transcription by RNA polymerase II. The coding region runs from base 114 to 323 and encodes 69 amino acids. The transcript has 2 exons. Lineage: Eukaryota; Metazoa; Arthropoda; Insecta; Hymenoptera; Formicidae.
CCAAACUGCUGGUGAGAGAGUUGUUCUCGAACGAACGUUCCCUGCGCACUUUAUUGUUUCGCCCAGCGACUGCAUCUUUUUUUUGCGAGCGAGAAACCGAUUUCCGGUGAGCAAUGUCUGAGGCGCACUUUGACGAGUACGAGCACUUCAACUACGACUACGACAAGCACAUCUUCACCGCGCACGGCGGUAAGCAGAGAAGCAAGCGGGAAGCGGUCGCCCAUACCAAUCACUUCGACCCGAGCGGCCAUUCUAGAAAGAUUCUCACCAAGCUGAUGAACACCGAGCAUAACAAACGGCAACCCAGCAAGAGCAAGGCGUAAUCCGUUGAGAUUGCACGCUCCUAUCUUCGCGGCGGGCGCUGUCAAGUUGGAUCUCAUCUCACAAGACUUUACCUUCCGCUUCUAGGACGACCUGAAUAACAAAAAAAUAAAAAAUAAAAAAAAAAAAAAAUUAUAUGUAUGCCACUUGAUUGUCGAAGAUGCAUUUAGUCGUAGGUUCUCAUUUAACGCGGCACGAUAAUUUUAUAAUCGUGCCUAAUCAUUAUUUUCAUUUACGAUAAAAUAUGCACGAAUCACGUUAUUCAUUUAUACCCAGCAAACAAUUUGGCUGUCAGAUGUCGCGAUUUUGUCGCCAACCCCCACACCAAAUCCACAUCCAUCUGUGUCCUCAGUAGGAUAUGGUUUUGGUGAGUUUUGGUGACCACGUUGGGUUUUUUUGUGUCUGUGUGUCAACAGCUUUGGCAGCACACAAAGCAUGUUUUUCCGUAUUGUAGCAUUUUCUGCACACAGUUUCUGUUGCCAGGUCUGCGCAGUCAGAAAUUGUUUGCUGGGUAAGAGUACAAAGUGACGUACAUUCAUACAUAUACUUCGACCAUUGCUUACUUCGUGUGAAUCUGAAGUUUGCGUGACGUUUUUUUUUUUGUUUAUUAAGAAUGAUAUAUAUCGAUACGAUUACUUUGAUUCUUGCGUGAUAAUUAUUUUGAUUUUUUGCGUGAGGUAUUCUUUAGUUUACCUGACUUAAGCUAUGAUUUUUAUUAAGGUUUUUUUUCUACUUGGCGUACGAUUAUUAUAGAACUUUGUAGUCUAUACGUAAAAUCGUUAUAUGCGGAACUUCUUUUCGCGCGUGUGUUUUUGCGCACAUAUGUACGUUGUAUACGAGCGAUUGUUACUGAAAUAAAGAAUAAUCGAACAUA